Molecule: messenger RNA, 1659 nt
Organism: Belonocnema kinseyi
Lineage: Eukaryota; Metazoa; Arthropoda; Insecta; Hymenoptera; Cynipidae
Product: transmembrane protein 68-like
Exons: 6
Coding region: 435-1397 (320 amino acids)
Cellular component (GO): membrane
Molecular function (GO): acyltransferase activity
Source: RefSeq, a predicted model, not a curated record
GAUGAGUCUUGAACCUAACCUAAAAACAAAACCAUAAUGGCGUCAACUGUAAAUUUCGUGACACAUGACCGUGAUACGAUAUCAAGGAUAAAUAAAUAUGUUAAUAUUUUUAAUGUUAGACGAUGAAGACGGUAAUUCACAUUCCGCUGUCGAUGAAUAAUUAAAAUAUUCAUAAUGGCUUCAGAAUAAAGAUCGUCUCGAAAACGUGUGGAUUUCUGAAAAAGAGUUGUCGAAAUAUUUGGAUAGAAAAACGGUUAUGCUGAAAUUGUUUAAAUUUUAUGACGGUGUUUUUAACGUUUAACGGGUUUUGCGGGAAAACUCGUUUCUUGUCUUUUUUUUUUAUAAUAUGGUUGACUCACUUAUGAUUUUCUGUUAUGCCAUAAUAAGUUAAAAUUGGGUAAUCGUGCGACUUGGAAAAAAAAACAAAUGUAAAUAUGUUUUCCAUCCCGGAUUUGUGGAAUGGUGUAGAAAAUGUUGUAGUCGAUUACAUAGAUGUGCAUUUCACGUUAUGGCUUUCGUGGCUUUUAAUGCCACUUAUCAUUACGUUUUUACUUCCGCUGGUGAUUGUGGUACUUCUCUACGUUACCAUGUCGAUACUCUAUGUUUACAAAAUACACAGAGUAAGAUUAAGAAAGGCUUAUGACGCCGAUUGGAAGGAAGCAGGAACCAAAGUGGUUGCAGCCCUUUGGGAUGCCCAUGGUUGGAUUUGGCACGGGUACGAAGUGGUGGGACUGGAGAAUAUUCCAGUGGACCAGCCGAUUUUAUUUGUCUACUACCACGGAGCGAUUCCGAUCGAUCUGUACUAUUUCUUGUCCAGGGUGCUACUUUUUCAUUCGAAACUGAUUCACACGGUCGCGGAUCGGUUGCUUUUCAAGGUCCCCGGAUGGUCCGUGAUAUCGGACGUGCUCAAGGUCAUUCCUGGCACCGUCCAGAUUUGUUCUUCCAUUUUGAAGGAGGGAAACAUGCUUGCCAUUUCUCCAGGUGGCGUCUAUGAGGCCCAAUUUAGUGAUUCCUAUUAUAGACUCUUGUGGAAAAGACGACUUGGAUUCGCCAAAGUUGCUCUUGACGCUAAAGUGUCCAUCAUACCAAUAUUCACGAGAAACAUUAGAGAGGCUUUUAGAACGAUAAGUUGGGGCAGAAGAUUUUGGUUGAGAUUAUACGCAGCCACAAGGGUCCCUUUUGCCCCGAUUUAUGGUGGAUUUCCAGUAAAGCUCAAGACUUUUGUCGGCAAACCGAUUCCAUAUGAUGGGACUCUCACGCCCGAACAACUUCAGAUAAAGGUUGCCGCCGCUCUUGAAGAAUUGAUACAAGAACAUCAAAAAGUGCCCGGAAGUAUAAUGCGGGCAUUGUGGGAAAGAGUUUAUGACGCGGACGACAGUCCCAAUAAACUCACCUGAGUUAAAAAAAAAAAUUAAAAAAAAAUAAGAGGGAAAAAAGACGACAUAGCAUAAAUACCAAUAAAUUAAUCACUUUUUUAGAAUUUCGAAUCGCGAGAUUGUGAUAGAUUCGCAAUAUUAGCAGCAAUCAAAGCUAGAAGUUGUUUAUAAUUUCAGGCUCAUGUUUUUUUAACAUAUUUUGCAAUACUUUCAAUAACAUUCCAGUCAAUCUUUUAUUUAAAAAAAAAUAUUCAGGUUUUCGAUUUUGAUAAGCACAAUGAGA